CUAAUCUUUAUAAAAAAAAAUGUUCCAUGCUAAUAUAAAAUAUAUCUAAUUAUUUUCACUAUGAUGACAUUCGGGACAACGAUCAACUGAUUGCUGGUAUGGAAUAGGCUAAUGUGAAAUACGGUAUGACUGACUGUAUGAUGUAAUCUUUGUAUGGGUAUUGUAUAUACAUAUACACAUAUAUAACAAUUUAAAUUUGAUUUAUAGAUCAUAAAAUUGAAUAAGUUUUGUUAGAUGGUCAGUAAAACAUACCAUCUCACUUGUAUAAUGUAACUACUCUUCAGUCUUUGCUUACCCCUAAGAUUUUAGUCAUUCAUUCGUACUUUCCGUAUAUCUGUAUAUGCACCUGUUUGUAUCUUUGACAUCUUGAAAAACUAACAAAAUGAGUGAAAAAAGUAAACAAAAUGGUAAUAAAAAUAAAAAACUCCACCCCCUAUCCAUUGGGAUGUUAUUUUUCUGGUAAUUUAAACUUUAAUAUUUUCCAUAUUUAGUCAUUUGAAUUAGUUGUAAAUAAUUUUUGUUAUCUGAUAUUGUUUGUUUGUCAACGUUCCCAACUAGCAUGAUCAUCAAGGAGUUUCGUAUCUUACUUCCAAUCAGUGUUGAAGAAUAUCAAGUUGGUCAACUCUGGUCCGUUGCCGAGGCCAGUAAAAAUGAAACGGGAGGCGGCGAGGGUAUAGAAGUUUUAAAAAAUGAAGCUUAUGAGGAAAAUGGAGUAUCUGGGCAAUAUACACAUAAAGUAUAUCAUUUGGCAUCAAGACUUCCUUCUUUUUUAAGCAAAGUAUUGCCAAAAGGAUCACUAGAGAUUCAUGAAAAUGCAUGGAAUGCAUAUCCUUACUGCAAGACUGUUGUUACUAACCCUGGGUAUAUGAAAGAAGGUUUUGAAUUAUCAAUUGAAUCAUGGCACAAACCAGAUUUUGGUGAAGAAGAAAAUGUUCAUAAUUUGCCACCUGAUCUUCUUAAAAAUAGGGAUGUUAUAAAAAUUGAUAUUGCGGAUGAUCUUAUUAAAAGGGCAGACUAUAAAGAGGAUCAGGAUCCUACUUUAUUCAAGCCUAAUGUUGAAGGUAGAGGUCCCCUUACAAAGGAUUGGAUUAAGCAACUGAAAUCACAAGAACAUGGACAGCAGAAAGCGGAUGGGAGGUGUAAAAUGCCACAUAUGUGUGCAUAUAAGCUUGUGAGAUGUAAUUUCAAGUGGUUUGGCUUGCAGAAUAUAGUUGAAAAUUUUGUUCACAAACAGGAAAGAAGAAUCUUUACAAAUUUCAAUAGACAAGUCUAUUGUUGGAUGGAUAACUGGCUUGGUCUUACUAUGGAAGAUAUUCGGAGAAUAGAAGAGCAAACGCAAAAAGAUUUGAAAGAAAUGCGUGCUGAAGGAUGCAUUCGGGGCACAAUGAGUGAUGAGUAAAGAGUGUUGUAAAUAAGUUUUUCAGCAUAAAAAGCAUUUCAAAAUUUUUAUAUUGUUCAACGAAAUCUGAACGUUUAUCAGUAUUUUCAACAUUUGAUAUAUUUACCAUCUUACGCUGUCUUGUCUUUGUUUAGUUAAAUACUAAUGCUCUAAUAUUAAUAUAGUCGAGUAAUCAUUUUUCAAAACUUAAUAUUUAACUACUAUUCCUAUGUAUAUUGACACUAUCAAAUUUCUGUACUUCAAAAUAUCUGGUUAUGGCAUGUUGGGAACUAGGUUGACACUAGGGUGUCUGAUUUGGGUCUGCUAUUUUGAAUUGUUUUCAAAAUUGUAAACUCAGGUUUUUGCUGAAUUCAUUUUCUUUUAAAGUGAGGCGUUUGGUUUCUUAUUAUAUAUUGAAAAAAAAAGAAAAUGCAUUAUUACCCUCAACGAGUGCAUUUUGGACCUUAUUUUAUCGUUCAAAAAUAAUUUGAAAUGCUUUAGAAAAUUUUGAAUGAACACAUAAAUACAAAGCACCAAACAUGUUAUUCCUGUUUAAAUCCUUCCCAACUUGUAGAGUUUCAGCACCAGCCCAAUCCAAUAUUAUUCUUUAUCUAAAAUAUGCGCCCUCUAGUUACGACAACAUACAUUGGUUCUUGGUGCCGAACCUUCACAAACAAAUUUUCGAAUGUUUGAUGGGAUUUGAAGUCAAGCAGGUAGUAUAACCUUAUAUUGUACUUAAAACUGCGGUCUCGGGUUUCAAGAAAACCCCCCAAAAAAACUGGGUUUUCGGAUCCGGGUAAACAUGUGGCGGGCACCCUAGUUAACACAUCAUAUUUCUGAAAAAGAGAUAUGUUGGUUAGCUUAUUUUAAAUUACACUCAAAGCAUGCAAAGUAAACAUAAUGUCUCAUUGAACAUAUCAGACCUUUAAUUUUACUGACUAAUAACAAAUAAUAAUGUUAAAUAUUUGCUAAAAUGUAGUUUUAAAAGAUUGAAAUCAAUACCAAAAUAGGUAAUCUUAGUUAUCUACCUUUUUUUUUUGCCUUUUAAUCAAGACACUUUUAUUUCUGGUGUGGGCAUAUUUCAUCCACUUUUUGUAGCUAGUUUACUUGAAACAAAUUUAAUUUUUUGUUCCAGAAUAAUGAAGCUUACUCCUGGAUAGUACUAGACAGAUAUUACUAAAUAGUACUAGUAAGUACUAUCUGUACUAGACUUCAUUAAAAUAGGAGUUUGUUGCUAUUUAAACUUCUCUUCUCUUGUAUAAAAGUGAGUGGCACAUUUAAUUUCCACUGUUUUGAUGGGAAAUUUAUGUCUGAAUGUAUUGUAAGUAAUUGGUGGGACGCUAUUGUACCUUCAUUCCUUUUUCUGUAAUGACUUUUAUCUUGGAAGAUUCUAUGCAUUAUAUAUAUUGUAACCUAGGUAAUGAUUAAUUUUAACACAGCAUACUGAUAGCACAUCUCACUUUUGGAAUACUUUUGUAUUACAGCAAUCUAAUGCACGUGUCUAUAGUUGGUAUGAAUGCAAUUUAGUCAAUUAUUGACGUAUUCUUAUUUCAUUCCUUACCAGCCUAUUUUCUUCAAAUUACAUAUCCUGUAAAUUUAGACAAUUGUUUGAUCUAUCAUCGAAAUUUUUUAAAGCUAAUGGUCAAAAAAAUUCAGACAUCAACUCCAAUUGAUCAUUGAUUAUUAUGUCAAGUUCACAGGGUGACUAAAAAACGGAACUCAUACAAUAAUAUUGUUCUGAAUGGACUGGGUUCCGUUUUUUUGGAUGACCCGAUAAUAUAGUGCGGUUAGAUAUGUUUGAGGUUUAAGUAGCAUUCAGUUAUUACAAAUUACAAUCUUAAUUAUUCCAUCAGUAAGCUGUUAAAUAUAAGAUGUUUAAUAUUGUCAGACUAGCUGUGUUAAGAAUCAUAAUCCAAACGAUUAAUCAGCACAUUAGCUAGGCUAAUCCAACUCAUCAAUAUGUUGUUAUAUUUUCAAUCAUUAUUUAAUAUCUAAGAUCGCUUUGUUUUAUUGAUGUUAUUGCAGCUUGAUCUCACUAGAUAUUGGAUGUUUUUUCUUGGUCAUUGCGAUAGUAUGUUGUUACAUUUUGUCAUUAUGCAAUUGAAUAUUAUGAAAAGGCCUACUCUUUUUAUGAUUUCAUUAAUCUUGAUUCACUCGUGCCACCUGGUAUUUUUUAAACAGUACAUUGCUGUACAAAUGUGCUAAUAUGUCUGGAAUGUAGAUAAUAUUUUAUGCCUUGUAUUGGGAUCAUUUUUUGAUCUGGGAGUUUAGUUCUUCAAAUUUUGAGAAUCAUGUAUAAUCAUCAUUAUUAUUAAGGCUAUUAAUUGUAGUCAAAUUCAUCUGAAAUGUUACUGAACUUAGUAUUGCUUUACCUUACAAAAUAUUUAUUUGUAUUUGCCUCAUAAAUUUAUAGAAGUCUCAAAUAUUCUAUUCCAAUCUAGCUAGAAAUACAGAUUUUAAUAGGAAGAAAAUGUGCUUAAUUUUUGAGUUUUCCUGCCAUAUGACAUUUUGUUCUGUCAAGUGCUUCUCAUCGCCUGCUAUUCGAAUCAAUUUUACCUUUUAUUGAUGAUAUUGCUGUAUUUUUUUCAAAACCCAGAACAUUACUAUUUGUUCAGGGAAAAAGUGAUAAGACUAAUUUUAUCUGAUAUUGUGCAUUUUUGAAGUCAUUUUCACAUGGAAUGCUUAAAAUAACCUGUAAACAUUAGCAUUGAUUUUUUGUGACUACAUCUUGUGUAAAUAAUUUCUUUAGACUGCUAUCUGCUUUCGAUUUACCAAUAGUUAUGAGUUAUUCUGAUGGAUCAAUAUCUUUGUUCACAUGUAUUUUUCAGUUGACAAUGCCAAAGCUGACUUUAUUGAUUGUAAACACAAUUUCUAUUGAUUAUUUAUUGUUCUCAUUUGCA
This is a messenger RNA of Styela clava, 4278 nucleotides long. Its product is annotated as phosphatidylinositol transfer protein alpha isoform-like. Gene Ontology annotation, biological process: phospholipid transport. Gene Ontology annotation, molecular function: phosphatidylcholine binding; phosphatidylinositol transfer activity; phosphatidylinositol binding. The record is from RefSeq and is a predicted model, not a curated record. Gene Ontology annotation, cellular component: cytoplasm. NCBI's taxonomy places the organism in Eukaryota, Metazoa, Chordata, Ascidiacea, Stolidobranchia, Styelidae.